Messenger RNA from Aedes albopictus (Asian tiger mosquito), 819 nucleotides. RefSeq lists its product as uncharacterized. Gene Ontology annotation, molecular function: nucleic acid binding. The transcript has a single exon. The record is from RefSeq and is a predicted model, not a curated record. NCBI's taxonomy places the organism in Eukaryota, Metazoa, Arthropoda, Insecta, Diptera, Culicidae. Bases 1 to 819 code for a protein of 272 amino acids.
AUGAAAAAGUUCACCUUGGACUGGGACAUCGACCACGUCACAUCAGCACCUCAUCACCAACAGGCUAAUGGUAAAGCUGAGGCAGCUGUGAAGAUUGCAAAGCGCUUACUCAAAAAAGCGGAAGAAACAGGAACGGACUUCUGGUACGCGCUUUUGCAUUGGAGGAACAUUCCUAAUAAAAUUGGUUCUAGCCCCGUUGCUCGAUUGUUUUCUCGUGCCACUCGGAGCGGAGUUCCAACAGCGGGUGUCAAUCUAAUGCCAAAGGUGGUGGAGCAAGUUCCAGCAGCAAUCGAGAAUAACAGAAGAAACGCGAAAUUUAACUACGACCGCAAAACAAGAAACUUACCGGAAUUGCAGACUGGAUCUCCGGUAUACGUUCAGCUCAAUCCAGAGACCUCCAAACAGUGGACUCCCGGAACCAUCACAAACCGUCUAAGCGAAAGGUCGUACAUGGUGGACGUAGCUGGUGGUAAUUAUCGACGAAGUGCGGUCCAUUUGAAGCCCCGGAAGGAAUGUGCAGACGGAAUCGAAUCCGUUCCGGUAACCGAUGUACUGCCACGGGAGGAGGAAAACAACAUUUGCAAUAACACCGAUGACAGUUCGUUUAUGACAACAUUGGGUUCUCAACGAGUUCUCAAUCAACAGGAACAGCAGGCGUCGUUCCCACCACCAGUGGUGCCAGUUUCACCUUCACCGAUUGAAGCGCCAUCAAUACGUCAAUCUCCGAAAACUGUGGGAGCAACAUCAAGCGGAGGUCGUCCCAAGAGAAUUACCCGGAUUCCAGAAAAGCUGAAGGACUAUGUUGUUGAAUUUGAUUAG